Aspergillus caelatus is the source of this 591-nucleotide messenger RNA. RefSeq lists its product as uncharacterized. The record is from RefSeq and is a predicted model, not a curated record. The transcript has a single exon. The coding region runs from base 1 to 591 and encodes 196 amino acids. Lineage: Eukaryota; Fungi; Ascomycota; Eurotiomycetes; Eurotiales; Aspergillaceae.
AUGGAACCCGAAAGCAGUUGUAGGUGUUCAAUCGAUGCUUUGCAAAUUUUGACGGAGGUUCGGAAUGUAGACACGGUCGUGGAGUGUGAGACUAUUCUGGACUUGGUCCAGCGCGUGUAUAAUCAAGGACAAGCUAUGUUGAAUUGCGAAGAUUGUCGCAAACUUCCACCACAAACCUCCUCCUUUAUAACCAUCCCUGCCCUCACUGAUCAUUGUCUUUCGUUAUUUGAGGCCGUAUGCUCAGCAUACAGCAUCACCACCAAGAACUGCCUUUUCGAUGCGAAUAUCCUGGCAUUUGAACAACCCCUACCCCAAUUUAUCUGCAUCCGAAGCAAGGUGCAGCUUGGGGAAACAGAUUUGGACGAAGCCGAGACGGGGAUGUUAGUCCGAACCCUUCUGUGCCGCAAUUCUAUGAGACUCCUCAGCCUACUAGAGGCACUUCAGGGGAUUAUUCGACCAUUUUCGACGGAUAAUACCCAGGUACACCCAGCUAGCGCAGCAACCCUGCGGGCGUAUGAGUCGUCCAUCCAGUCAACUAUGCAUCGGUUCGUAUCAUUCCUGGACCAAAUAAAAGUCGAACAACGUACGUAA